Dictyostelium purpureum is the source of this 330-nucleotide messenger RNA. RefSeq names its product RNA polymerase II core subunit. The record is from RefSeq and is a predicted model, not a curated record. Lineage: Eukaryota; Evosea; Eumycetozoa; Dictyosteliales; Dictyosteliaceae. Gene Ontology annotation, cellular component: RNA polymerase II, core complex. The transcript is spliced from 3 exons. Gene Ontology annotation, biological process: transcription-coupled nucleotide-excision repair; maintenance of transcriptional fidelity during transcription elongation by RNA polymerase II; DNA-templated transcription. Gene Ontology annotation, molecular function: DNA-directed RNA polymerase activity; nucleic acid binding; zinc ion binding. The coding region runs from base 1 to 330 and encodes 109 amino acids.
AUGAAUUUUUGUAGCGAAUGUAAUAAUAUGUUAUAUCCUAAAGCUGAUAGAGCUAACAGAACAUUACUUUUAGCUUGUAGAAUUUGCGAUCAUAAAGAAGAGGCUACAAAUAAUUGUGUAUACAGAAAUGAAAUUAAACAUUCAGUAAUGGAAAAAACACAUAUUUCACAAGAUAUUGCUGCAGAUCCAACAUUACCUCGUACCAGAGCCGCCAAAUGUCCUCAAUGUGGUGGUAGAGAGGCAGCUUUCUUCCAAUCUAUGACUGUCGAAAAUGGUAUGACUCUAUUUUAUGUAUGUUGUGCUUGUUCCGAAAAAUGGGUUCAUAAAUAA